Molecule: messenger RNA, 2270 nt
Organism: Trichobilharzia szidati
Lineage: Eukaryota; Metazoa; Platyhelminthes; Trematoda; Strigeidida; Schistosomatidae
Source: the annotation of a GenBank genome assembly
AUAUUCACUUCACACUACUUUCGUUUCCUUUUAUCAUACUUACUGUAGAUUUUCUGUCGCCCGUGUCAUCAUUUAUUAGUAUAUCAAAAUGAGUGACGAAGAAAGCCAACAGAGUUCAUCUGAAGAGGAGACUGAGAAAGAGAAACGUGAUAAGGAGGAAGAACGUAAACGCAGGGAGGAAGAGGUAGCUCAAGAAAGACAGCGUAAACAAGAGGAGAAGAAGCGUAAAGAAGCUGAAGAAGCCUCAAAGAAACAACGUAAACCUGGCCAGAAACGUAAAGGUUUAGGUGGUUUGUCGAAGGAGAAGAAACGACUGUUGAAACAACUGAUUAUGCAAAAAGCUGCUGAUGAAAUGAAAGCUGAGAUGAAACGACGACAGGAGGAACGUGAAACCUUUUUACGUGGGAAAGUAGAACCGUUGAAACUUGAUGGUCUUGGUGAAAAUGACUUAACCGCUAAAGUGAAGCAAUUGUACGAACGUAUCAGACAACUUGAAGGAGAUAAAUAUGACUGGGAAGAAAAAUUAAGACGACAAGAUUUUGAGAUCAAUGAGCUUACAAUCAAAGUGAAUGACGUCAAAGGCAAAUUUGUGAAACCAGUCUUAAAGAAAGUGUCUAAAACUGAAAGUCAUAUGGCCAGAUUUGAGAAGAAGGAAGGCGGACAUUCUCUCUCUUCCUUCCGUAGUCAACUCAAGUCUACCGGUCAUAGUAAGUAUGCUCUAGAGGAGAAGGAUGAACCUGUGAAAGAAGGUUGGCGCGGUCAAUUAAAAUCUGCUGAAUAGACCUAUUUGUGAAGAAGUUUCAUAUCUAUAUAUGUUCGUUUAACAUCAGAAUGGUAAAUAUGAAUGCAUAGUUAAAAAAAUAAUUCUCUCUUAAAAAGCGUGCAUUUACGUUUGUUUAGUUACGUUCCUAUUCAAUCCUCAACUGUUUUGUCUUCAUUAUUAUGUUCUACUUCUUUGUUUCAAAUUACCAAAUAAGACUUAUAAAUACCUCUUUAUUUUAGGUGUAAUUAUGUAGUUACUCCCCUUUUCUACUUGCUUGACUUUAUUCUCAUCAAUUUAUCUUGUCAAUGUCUUGAACAUAAUUCAUAAAAAUCAUGAUUAUGUGAUUCUUAGUGAAUGUAUGUUUAUUAAUUAUAUUAAUUAUUUGUGUUUCCUAUAAUCUACUUAUACACCUUAAUAUGCGCAAUUUACGCUACUUAAACAAAGCAGCUUUGAAGUUAUUAUUCCUAAUGCUUGAUUUGCAUUUCACUACUGUUUUCCUCAUUUUCAAAAGUUUGCUGAUAACUAUUCAGAUAAAAAGUCGGUUGUCUCACUCAGUUACUUGCUCACUUACCUACUGUUCUGGCUAACCCCCCAAUGUUUAGUGUUAUAAAUAUAUGCACAUGCAAUAUUAUAUCUUCACCCAUACACUUCUUUUGUUUCUUCUUCUUAUUCUGCAGUCAGCUGACUAAUAUUUAAAUGGUGUGCAAAAACACUGUAAAACUUGAUUUUACUAAUUAUUACAAUUGAAAUUUUCAUUUAACUCUACUUUGUCCCUUUUCACUUACAUACAUUUUUUCUUUUCUUUUAUACUACACUCAUGUCAACUAUUAUUGUGCUGCUGCUGUUGUUGCCUAAUAAACCUUAUUUCCACCUUCCCAUCGUAAAAAUCAGUGAAGAAAAAUUGAAAUAAAACUACCCAACAGUUUCCUGAUUUCGUUGUUAUUUAUAAUUUCAAUACUACCGUUAAAAAGAAGAAAAAUCGAAAUGCAUAGUAGAAAUGUGGAUAACUGCAAACUGUUAGGCCCUGUUGAAAUGUGUUCAACAGUCAUUCAAUGAUUCUAAGACAUUAACAUAAUUACACAUUCGCAUAAUUUAAGAUUGGACACUAACACGUGAAAAUUAAUCUUAAGCUAACUAGUAACUGACUACAGGACGAAGUUGCCUGGUGUACCACUAAGAAGUCAUGACCAGUGGGGUCCACCAGGUCGAGUGUGAGGAAAAAUUCUCUUCAAUUUCAUUGGCAGUCAGUCGUGCUAAAAAGAAACAAGUUGACAGUAGUUGUAAUUCAUGAACCGGUAACUGGAUUCCGUUCAAGUGGCUGGAUGGUCAACAACCUCGCCUCUUAAACUGGAGGUUCUGAGUUCGAUCCUUGGCAGUAAGGUCAUGGCUGUGUACUGAUGAAGAGCCCCGAACUACAAUGAAACAGCUGUCUAGUACUCCUUGGUUUUCAGUGGUUUCUUAACUGGUGUCAGUAAGUGAUUAAAUCUGAAACCAGUCGAAUCUGAAC